Tetrahymena thermophila SB210 is the source of this 6504-nucleotide messenger RNA. RefSeq names its product transmembrane protein, putative. Lineage: Eukaryota; Ciliophora; Oligohymenophorea; Hymenostomatida; Tetrahymenidae. The transcript is spliced from 7 exons. The record is from RefSeq and is a predicted model, not a curated record.
AUGAACUAUUACACUAUUGGUACAUCUCCCUACAUAAUGGUAUAAAUGGAUAAUAAUAACCAACAGAUUAAUUCCUAAUAAGGCCCGGGAAUUAUAGCAGGUUAUUGGUAUUAAUUUGGUUUCGGAUUCAAAUAAUCUCUUAACAUUUACUAUUCUAUAUGGUAAGGAUAUCCUUAAGGAGGAUUAGUUUAUCCUACUUUCUAGUAGAGUAAUUUUUAAUUUAGAUCUGAUAUUACAUAGCUCACAUUAUGCAUUAUUUGUCCUCCUCUUGAAAAUAAAUUUACAUAAUUUGUUGGACAGUAUUCAUCAAUAAAAAUGAUCACAGGCUUCUACCCUCCAGAUACUGCUAAAUUGAUAAUAAAUGAAAACAAUAUGAAUGAUUAGCUAUUGAGAUCAGCAUUUUUUAUAAAUGAUAAUCUAACCAACUACACUAAAAAAUAAUAUUAACCAUUAACUACAGAUUUAAUUAUAAAUUGUUAUAAUUCUACAAAAUUUUAUUUUGAUGGAGUUUGUAUAGAUCCAUCUUAAUGCUAGAACAUAGUCUACUUUUAAACAAGCUAAUUUGGUUCAGUAAAUAGCGUUUUCUAUAAUUCAGUCAAAUUAAAAUGUGACGUUUGCUAAGAUUAUUGCCUAAAUUGCGAUAAUUAAUCUAAUUGUUUGUAAUGUAAAAGUGGUUAUGUGCUUGAUACCACAAAUAAUAUUUGUAAAAGAUGUCCAGUAAAUAGCUUCUAUAAUUCACUAAAUUCUCUAUGUGUAUCUAAUUGCCCUAAUGGAUAUUAAAAGGAUUAUAUUAACUAACUAUGUGUUCAAAAUUUUAAUCCCUUUUAUAUCUUACUAAACCCUUUGCUAUAUCCAAGAAAUUUUAUUUAAAAUGAUGGAUUUACUUUGAUGGAUACUAAUUUGUAGAUUUAACCUGAUUAAUAUACCUAAUGUUGGCUAGAAAAUCAAAGCUUUGGGCCUUAUACUAUUUUGGGAGGACAAAAUAAUCUCAAUUCUAACAAAAUUAAUAAAAAAAUUCUUAAUUUACCCAAAAACUUUUAAAAAAUAAUUACUUUUUAAGGUUUAAUUUAUAAUAAUGGUUAAUAAGGUGAUUUUAUUUUAGAAGUUAAUAAUAAUCUAGUAACCUUAUCAUCAUUUACUAAAAUAUUCACUAAUUAUUAGCUUUGUGAUGAUAAUUAAUAGGUUAAUUACUAUCAAUUAACUUAUAUUAUUAAUGAUUCCACAACUAGUCUUGAUAUUAAUAUAUCAUCUAAUAAAAAUGGAUGGGGAAUCAGAAACUUUGCAAUGAACAUCACUAAGUGUCACUCUACUUGCAAUGAUUGUACAACUGAUGGUAACCCUUGGUCUUGCACUACUUGCUAAAUUCAAUAAACUUCAAUACUAAUAAAUUAAAAUUGCGCAUGCAGCAAGGGAUAAUAUGCUUAAUUUUAAAAUUGCUAUUCUUCUCCUUGCUAUAACUGCUCUAAUUGUCCACCAAAUUGCUUGUCUUGUGAAGAUUAAACUGGUAAAUGUACUUCUUGUGCUACAGGAUAUUCUAUCCAGAAUGGAUUAUGUAUUAUUAACAGUUCUUGCUCAAAUUAAUACUCUCAAGAUCCUGGUUCUAGCUACUGUAUAAGAGCUAAAGAUUAAGGGAUGUCUUUUUUCGUUUAAGAUAGAAUUUAGCUAGAUUUAUAAUUUUGGUACUAUACUGGUUUACCUGAAUAGUUUAGAUAAUGCUAUAAUAGAAAAUAUGCACCCUAUAUUUAUGGCACAUAAAGUGUUUCCUUAAUUAUGCAAUUACCAUAGUAUUAAAAUUAUCAUUAUCAAGUAGGGUUUUAAUUUACAGCUAUGAAUGUGGAUAAUUUUGCAGCUGUAGAUUAUAUGAGUUAUUACAUAGAUAAUAAUUUAGUGAAAAAGGCAAAUUACAGAUCAAAUACUACUGUCAGUUUAUGCGAAGAUAUUAAUUAUGGAGAAAAUUAGGUUCCAGAAUAGAUAUUUUAAUUGAAAAAAGAUACAAAUUUAAAUUUCACUAUCGGAGCGUAUUUACCUAACUCUAAAUGGUUCACAUUAAAUGAUCUAACAAUAUACUAUUAAAGAUGUCAUGCAAGUUGCACUAAUUGUUUAAAUGGAUCUACAUGUACUUCUUGUAUUUAAAAUUCAUAACCUAAUGCAGCCUUAGGUAAUUUUUGUUAUUGUAAUGAUGGAUUCUAUUUUACUUAUGACUGGAAUACAAGCUCUGGACUCUGUCUACCUUGCAAUAGCUUUUGUAAAACAUGUAAUGGACCUAGCAUAACUGAUUGUAUUACUUGCUAAGAAAGCUAUAAGGUUGUCAAUAAUAUUUGUGUAAAUGCUUGUUAGGUUAAUUAAUUUUGGGAUUUUAACUUACAUUAAUGUGUUAACUGUUCAGAUUGCUGCUCUAGUUGCAAUGGGACGUCUAACAGUUAAUGUUUGUCGUGUUAAGAUCCAAUAAUGACCUUAAAUUCUAAUGUUUGUAAAUUUAACUCAGAUAAAAAUACUUGCAAUUCAUGUAAUACAAAUGUUUCUAACUCUCUUUGUGGUGGAACUUAAAUAAAUCAUGAUUAUUGUUUAACUAAGGGUUGGUUGAGUUACAAUAGUAACACAUGUGUUAAUUGUUUUACUGCUGACUCUAAUGGAAAUUGUGGGGGUAGUAGUAUUUACAAUUAGCUGUGUAAUAAAUAUGGAUAUUACUAUUCUUCAACAUUGUCUUAAUGCCUUUCAUGCUCAUAAGCUUUUGGAGUAAACUGUGGUGAUCCCUCAAUCAGCAAUGUUUGUAAAUAAAAUAGGUGGAUGUAUUAAUCUUUAUCUACUUGUAUUAGCUGUAAUUUAUAGUAAAGCCCACUUUGCUGUGAUGCUACUUGUAAGACUUGUAAUGGCUCAAGUUCUAAUAAUUGCUUAAGCUGUUUCGGUUCUAUGGUUCUUUUCAAUAAUUCAUGUUUAGAUAAAUGUCCUAAUGGAUAUAGCUAUAAUUCUUCUUAAAAUAACUGUUAAAAUUGUCCAGUUUUUAUAGGUGUACCAGAGUGCAAUAAUUGUGCUUCAGAUUGUUAAACUUGCUCUGCAUCAACUAUAAGUUAAUGCAAGACUUGUUAUGGCUCGAGGUAAUUAAAUGCUGCAACUAAUAGAUGUGACUGUAAAGAUUAGGAAGAUUAGAGGAUGUUUUUUUAUGAAUGUAGUAUGAAUAACUAAGCUGUUUUGAAUAUAGAACUAUCUAAUUAAGGACCAUAGAUGACAAUAGAUUUUGGGAAAAUAUUAGCAGAUAUCCCUAAUUAUCCAACUUAAACAAACUCUACCACUAUAUGCAAAUUAUUAUUCAGCUAAGCAGAGCUAUAGAAGAUAGGCUUUAAUUCUGCUUGUUAAAUUUAGUUUAACUUGGUUAAUAUUGCUCUUGAUAACACAGCUACAAUAAUUUAAGGAGAUACCUUAAACUUUUUACCAAACAUUUUAAAGUUUAAAAUAAAUUCUAGUUCUUAUAUUGACACAUUUUUGAAUAAUAUUGUAUAUCAAUAGCCUCCAUAAAAUACAGGAGUUGUUUUUAAUUUUAAAAAGAUAGAAAACUCUUGUAAUGAUUAUAAAAUUACAUUAGAUAAAGUUUAGAACGACUCAGGUAGAGGUUUCUAAAGUAUAACUUGGACACUUUUAAAUCCGACAGCUAAUUAAGACGACGUUUAGAUAUAAAAUAUUCUUACAUAAGCUUCGAAUUAGAGUUUAUUAAACAUCACUAUACCAAAAGGUGUCAUUACACUAAACACUUAAAAGAGUAUUUAAGCUUCUUACAAAUUGAAAAAUACUUAUUCUGCAUCUCAGUAGUUUGUAUUUUAAGUAUAAACAUUUAAAAGUAUAGCUUCUGUUCUCAGUUCAAAUAUGAUAAUUCCUUAUUUUAGGUAUUUAGAGUUUAAUCUGAAUUUGAGUUAUUCAAUUUAGUACUGUGACAACUAUGGAAAUUCGUUGAAUACUAAUGAUCCAAUAGAUAUAACUAUUACAAGUCCUUAGACUUCUUAAAUUAGCAAUCAAAUUAAAAGUAACACAUAGAACCAAAUAGUUUAAAUAAUAUAAGCAUACUCAUUUCCUCCAAAUUCAAAUAACUAAAUAAAUGUUUAGCUCUAAUUAUCAAGUGAUUAAUCUGUAACAAAUAUGUAACAAGUUUCAUUUAGUACAGUACCACCAAAAUUAAUUGUUAAAAUUAAUGGUGGAAAUUAAAGGAUAGAUUACAAAUCUAAUUUAAAUUUAAAUGCUAAUUUAAGAGAUUUAGAUGUUCAAGAUCCUAAUGCUGAUUAAGGAAUUACUUUAGUAUGGAGUUGCACAGAUCCUUCUGAUCCUACUAAAUAAUGCUAUGAUUAAAAUGCAAAACCAUUUAAUUUUAAUUAAAUAAAUCCUUCUAUUCCACCUUCAACUUUUAGUCCUUAUACAGUUAUCAGAGUUUAAGCACAAGCAAAUAAAGAUACAAGAUCUUCUUUAGAUUUUAUUAUUGUUUUAUUUACUGAAUUUGAUUUACCUCUCCUAGAUAUUUCCCUAAAUCUUCUUGAUCCUCAAGGUCUUACUGUUAACUUGAAUGAAGAAAUUUUUGCAACUCUUAAUUAUAAUACAACAGUUAAUACCGAUAUUCUUUCAUUUUCAACAGUUUUUAAUACAACAAUUAAUAUUAACGUAACAAGCUCAAAUAUGAAUGAAGCUAAUUAUAUAUAAGCAAUAGAUUCUGCCAUAAAUAAUAACAAGCUAACUAAUUAACAAAUUAUUUCAGAGCUUUCACUUUUUGCUGAAGAUCUCAGUCUUAGAACUGAUUUAAUCUCAAGUGAUCAAAUAAAUUAAAAAAAGAUUUAAAUUUUAGAAAAAUUAAAGUAAUUGAUUUUACUACUUCCUUCAUCAUCAACCUUCUCAUCAUUAUCCAAUAAAGCAAUAGCAAGCUUGAUGCCUACUAUCAAGCUUACUCUUGAUUAACAGAACAGCUAAUUAACAAGUUUGCAAUCUGCAUUAUCUGAAGAUUGGAGCUAAGUACCAUAUUAAAAUUUGUCAGUUGCUGAAAAGUCUAUUAAAAAUUAAUUAAUAUUUGACUUUUUUAAAAUAAUAGAUAGCAUGGCUAAUAGUUCUUAAAGCUCAAAUUCUACCUCUUAAAAUCUCUAAAUAGAUAUUUCAAAUAAAUUAGGAGAAAAAAUGAAUUAUAACUCUUUACCAAAUGAAGAUCCAAAAAUAUUUUAGGGAAAUAGUAUAAAAAUAUAAAGCUAAUAAGUAACUGAAAAAAAUCUUUGUAAUUACCUGUUUUGUAGUAAUUUCUAGCCAUCAGAAACUUAAACUAAAUCUAUUAUUUAUAAUAUUGCAUAUAAAACUUACUAAUAAAAUCCCUACUUAGAUGAUCCAAGCUUUUAAAAUCUGACUUAACAAAUUAAAUAAAACAUUGGAAACUAAACUAUUGCCUCUUUUCCAGUAAUAAACCCAUCUAUAUUAUCAUCAUCAUAAAAUCCUUCUUAAAAUUCUAUUAUCAAUUAAAGUAGUGCAAUGCAUAAUUUUUAAGGAGCUUAAUUGGGAAAAGAGCGAUUGGCCUGCUAUACAAAAAAUAAAAAUUAAUGGACUUAAAGUGGUUGUAAAUUAGUUUUUAAUUCAAAAAACAAUUAAUAUACAUGCUUUUGUGAGUCUUUAGGUCCUACAACUAUUGCUAAUGAUUUAUAAGCUUUAAUUUAAAAUAAAAACCUUUAAACAGCUUUUAGUGAAUAAGGAUUUGAAAAUAUUUCUCAUUUUUCUGAUUUUUACAAAUACAUUGCUUUUUGGUUGAUAGUUUGUAAAACAAUUGGCUUUAUAUUGCUCUAUAUUAAAGGAAAUCAUUUAGAUAAAAAGUUUAUAAAAUAUUAAAAUAAACAAGUUACAAGCAAUUUUAAUCAAAGAUAAGUUAUACCAUUACCAUUAAAUUUAAAAUCUAUAAAAGAGAGUAACUAAAAUAUAAUUUAAUCUCAAAAAUAAUAAAAUGAGAAUAACUCUCCUUUUUCUGUUGACUAAACUAAGAUUUAGUCAUAACGUAAAACAAGAAAAAGAUUUUUUUACUCUUAAAAUUAAAUUAAAGAAGAACAGCAUCAUGUUUAGAAGAAAAAUAAAUUAAUCAUUUAAUAAAUUGAAUAUUCAAACUAAUAAAAAAACACAAAAGAAAUUGAAGAAAUUAAGCUUGAAUAAAAGGAAAGCUCUCUUUAGAAUUUUGAAGAUUCAAGUACUCCAAGGAAAGUAGAAGAAUAAUUUGCUAAAGCAGAUAAUAAGAGUAUAUUUUCUAAGCAUUAAAUAAAAAAUGUAUUUUUAGAAAAUGGAAAUCAAAUCAAAAAUGAAUCUAAAUAUGAAGAUUAAUAGUGUGAGUCAUUAAAAAAAAUUCCUUCAAUUGACUACCUUUGCAAAGAAUAAGCUGUAUAAUUUGAAACGAAAGAAAAUCAUAGCAUUUAAAAUAGUACACCUAAUACUUAGAGGCCACAAAUUAUUUAAAAGGAGAGAUUAGUUUUAAGUUAUCCUAAAAAAUAGUAAAUUUAUGAAUAAUGA